AUGGGAAGGGGCCAGUACACCGGCUCGCCACCUGGCAUGGGCCCCCCAUCCGCAGGGAGGGGCGCCAUGCAGCAGUACACCUCCAGCCCCCAGACCCCCCAGUACACCAGGGGUUCCCAGCCCGCAGCCAGGACGCCCCAGGUUGGCCCUCUGCAAGCCCCUUGUGUCGCCUGGGUUGCCCUGUCUCAGACUCGCAACCUGUUCCGUGUCUGCGAAGCACUCUCCAUGUGCAUCACAGGACUGUGCUUCCAGCGAUUGGACUCUCAGCACUUUGCGGUCAGCUUCCCGUUUGACAGGGACGUGAUUGAAAAUCUGAAGGACGUGUUCAAUUUCCGAGACCGCGAGUGGCACCCAGAAAGCAGGACCUGGCGCUUCCACAUGGACAAGUACCAGGACGUGCAGAGCUGGGCCCUGGAACACUACGCCGCAGAUGAGAUCACCCUUCUUGAGCAGAUUUCCCCGGACAGGGAGAUUCCACAGCCGCAUCUGGAGACAGACUACUUUGUGCAGUCGCACACCAGUCAGUACAUCCCAAGAGAGACAUGGGAGCGGCUCUAUGAGUUCCAGAGGGAGGGCGUCAGGUUUGCAUUGAAGCACGGCGGCCGAGCGCUCAUUGCCGAUGACAUGGGCCUGGGAAAGACUGUGCAGGCCAUCUGCGUGGCGGCGUGUUUCCAUGCAGAUUGGCCUCUGUUGGUGGUCUGCCCCUCCUCCAUGAUGCUGACCUGGCUAGAGCUGCUCAGCGACUGGCUCCCGCCCGACCUGCUGCCUGACCCUGCCAACCUGGUAGUCAUCACCUCCAGCAAGGACGUGGAUAAGAAGCUCGACCUGGCGCAUGGCCCGCCGACGACGCGCCACAUCGUGAUAGCAUCAUACGACUGCGCCCAGAAGCUGCGCGGCUACGAGCGCCACUUUGGCAUGGUCAUCUGCGACGAGAGCCAUGCGCUCAAGAGCCCAGGGUCCAAGCGCACGCAGUUCUUUGAACACUUGACGGCCGCCGGCGGCCCCAUUGACAUGCUGCGGCCGGGGCUGAUGGGCAGCUACGACGAGUUUGGCGAGCGCUACUGCGGCGCCAAGGUCCAGGUGGCGCCAGGGAAAAUGGACUGGCGGGGCGCCCAGAAUCUGGAGGAGCUGAAUGGGAUCCUGCGCGAGCACGUGCUCAUCCGGCGCCUGAAGAAGGACGUUCUGCACGAGCUGCCGCAGAUGACCCGCUCCCGCCGCACCAUCCCGCCCGACCCCGACCUGCUCCCGAUGAUAGAGGCAGUGAAGAAGGAGAUGGCGCAGCUGGAUUUGAUGGCCGGGCGGCUGAGCGAGCAGGAGUACGACAGCCAGAAGCGGGUGCUGCUGAUGCAGUUGUACCGCGCCACCGGGCCCGCCAAGGUCAAGGCCGCCUGCGAGCUCAUCGAAAGCGCGCUCAACCAAGGGCGCAAGCUGCUGGUGUUUGCGCACCACAAGGGGGUCCUGGAUGCUCUGGAGGCCGCAGUGCUGCGCAUGCGAAUCGGCGAGGACGGCCGCUCCCACCAGGUGGGCCACAUGCGCAUAGACGGCCGCAGCACUGCGCAGGCGCGCGGAGACGCCGUGAACGCGUUCCAAAACGACCCCCACUGCCGCGUCGCGCUGCUCAGCAUCAGAGCUGCCGGGGCGGGGAUAACCCUGCAUGCGGCCAGCACCGUGCUGUUCGUGGAGCUCGCCUGGACACCAUCAGAGCUCACGCAGGCCGAGGCACGCGCGCAUCGCCUGGGCCAGGAGAAGGAGGUGGAUGUCCUUUACCUGCUGGCGCCCGGGUCGGUGGACGACAUCAUCUGGAGCAUGGUCAACAGCAAGCUGCGCGUCGUGGGCAACGCCCUGGACGGCCACCUGGCUGGCACCGCCACAGGCACGCUCCUCCUCAUUACCUACACCAUUCUAUGCUUUGCCUAUCAUGGGCAUGCCCUUAGGAAGUUUCGCCUGGCUAGCAUUGUCCAGUGCCUGCGCAUAACGGACGCGCGGCGUUUUGUCGGCUGGGCGGCCGGGGCCGAGGUGGCGGCUGCACCGUCGGAUGACGAGGAUGACGCCAAGGCAGGGCUGAGCCAGCCGAGCCAGCCGCAGCUGACGACGCCCCCUGCGCUGCGCGACACCCGCCCAGAGCCCAGCGGCUCCGGCACGCGCAGGCAACGGUCGGCGAGCCCCGGCGCAGACGGCGGCGGCCGCGCAGGGCCCAGGCGGCGCAGAUUGGACUUUGGCCAGGGCAGCACCUCCCUCCAGGCUGACGGGCAGGAGCCGCUGCUGUCGCAAGCCUCAAACAGCAUUGCGGGCAGCGUUGCGGGGGGCGGCACCAUUGCCACUCAGCAGACCUCCAGAGACCCCUUCUUCAGCGACUCAGACAGCGUGUGGAUCCCCUCGGCGCGCGUCGCGAGUUCCCAGGGAGUCGUGCCGGCCGCGGCAACGCAGAGGACACGCUCUCAGCCCAGCCAGCCAGGUGUGGGGCCGAGCAGCCAGCGGAGCGGUGGCGGCGGCGGCGGCUUGGGAGUGUUUGCCGAUGACCACGACGACGAACUCGAUGCAGUGCUUGCAUCGCCGGAGAUGGACGCGCUCCUGUCUCAGCGCUUGUCGCAGCAGCAGCCGUCGCAGCCGGCGCGGUCCGGCCAGGACACCAGAACACCCGGCGCCGGCCGCCGCCGCGGCGGCUGUGUGGAGGCUGCCGAGCAGCCGCCGACUCAGCCGUACGCCUCGGUGCAGCCCCAGUACUCUCCGUACGGGCAGCCGCCGCAGCGGAACGGUCCCCCCGCUUCUGCGGCGGUGGCCACGGGUGGCGACGGGGGAACCAUGAGGCAGCGGGGGCAGGCCAGCGCGUGGGAUUAUCCUACGCAGCCAGCAGCGGAGAUCGUGGACUUAUGCGGCGAGGACUGCAUUGAGAUCGAGUGAGCUGGAUGCGCAUGUGUACGAUCAUUAUAAGUGUCAAGUCUCAGACAGGCUGUGGUGUGGGUCUCGAUUUGCGAGGCUUGGGCAGACCGUCACUGCAAGUCAAGAUGAUAAGCGGAAUUCAAUUUUUAUACAGGUUGAAGUUGGCAUUACUUUCCAACUUUGUUGUCUGUUGAGAUGCAGAGAGAGGGGCGUUGCCGUUGUGUCAGGUUGUUGAAUUGUGGUUGAUGCUCAGGAUUGAUACUCUGUGUUUUUGCUAGAGUGCAUGUUCGCGUCAAUGGUUGUGCAAGCAACAGUUGCAAUGACUAUUUGCUCUGUAGGAUAGGUCAAAGAAAUAGUCGGGUUCUCAGAUGCACAGCAAUGCAGAUUGUAUGAUAAUCGGUGCAUUAUGUUGCUAAAUUCAGUAGUACCCAUUUUGAAAACUGCCUGCUAGUAGCCAGUAGCAGGCUGCUACUGUAUUCAGCAAAGCAUGCUUACGGCACAGUCAAGCCAACUUUAUUUUGCCCGGUAAAUCUAUUGCAGAAUUGGGUGUGUGCCACUGAGUAGGCAUAGGUGCAAAGUUUGUGCACUGCAAACCGAGAGAACCUGUCCAUCAUUUUCUCUACCGUUGUAAAGAUUAUUUGCGC
Messenger RNA from Coccomyxa subellipsoidea C-169, 3524 nucleotides. RefSeq lists its product as hypothetical. Bases 1 to 2901 code for a protein of 966 amino acids. Gene Ontology annotation, cellular component: nuclear replication fork. Gene Ontology annotation, biological process: DNA repair; replication fork processing. NCBI's taxonomy places the organism in Eukaryota, Viridiplantae, Chlorophyta, Trebouxiophyceae, Coccomyxaceae. The transcript has 18 exons. The record is from RefSeq and is a predicted model, not a curated record. Gene Ontology annotation, molecular function: ATP binding; ATP-dependent chromatin remodeler activity.